AGCACUUGGCCAGUUCUGGCAAAAUAGGAAAUUCAGAGGCGACCUAUUUACAGGCUAGAUAUAUAUAUAUGGGGGUCAUAACAUAUCGUUGAAUUAAAAGGAUGUGGCUAUGUGUGCACAGCUUCUCCGAUGGGAGCUUACUACCGAUAAUAUGCAUUGUCGCGUCUCUUGGAUUCAACGGCAAGUCAGCGUUUGUGGUGCGUUUAAUUUUUAGCUACAAAGAGUACGAGCUUGAUUCACCGUGGAUUUUGGCUUUUACCUUCCAGACUUAUUUUACUGUCCUUCAUACCGCUUUUUAAAUAUAUUUGAUAAGGA
Babjeviella inositovora NRRL Y-12698 is the source of this 315-nucleotide messenger RNA. RefSeq lists its product as uncharacterized. Bases 102 to 299 code for a protein of 65 amino acids. The transcript has a single exon. The record is from RefSeq and is a predicted model, not a curated record. NCBI's taxonomy places the organism in Eukaryota, Fungi, Ascomycota, Pichiomycetes, Serinales.